AUGAAUCUCGAGCUGCUGCACAAGAUGGAAGGAGAGUAUGCAUGUGUGGAAAAAAAUGGAGUUCUUCUUGAUAACAGAUAUGUAGUUCCAUACAAUCCGUUUCUAAUUAUGAAGUAUCGUGCCCACAUCAAUGUUGAGUUUUGCAAUCAAGGGCAAUCUGUCAAGUAUCUCUUCAAAUACAUCAAUAAAGCCAGUGAUAGGAUGGGUGCAAGAAUAACUACAACAGCUAAUGAUGAAAUCACCGAGUACAUUGAUUGUAGAUAUAUUUCUGCAUGUGAGGCUAUGUGGAGGAUUUUUGAGUUCCCAAUUCAUUAUCGGACUCCCCACGUAGAACGUUUAUCUUUUCAUUUGGAAGGAGAGUAUGCAUGUGUGUUCAAAGAAGGAGACUACAUUGAUAAUGUGUUAGUCAAGUGUACGCUUAAAGAAUCUCAAUUCCUACAAUGGAUGGCUAUAAAUAAGGAAAACGUUGAAGCUCGAAAAUGGUUGUAUACUGAGUUUCCACAACACUACGUUUGGAAUAAAAAAGAUAAGAUAUGGACAAAGCGGGACAGAGGUUUUGGCAUAGGACGCAUCUUUCAUGUUCCUCCCUCAAAUAGGAAAAUGUAUCAUCUUAGGAUGCUAUUGAAUCAUGUCAGAGGUGCAACAUGUUACAAUGAUUUUAAAAUGGUGAAUGGCGACAUGAAAGACAGUUACAAGGAAGCAUGCUACGCAAUGGGAUUGCUAGACGAUGACAAAGAGUAUAUUGAAGGAAUUAUUGAAGCCAGUUCUUGGGGAACAGGGCAAUAUCUAAGAUGCCACUUCACGACAUUACUAAUUUCGAAUAGUAUGUCAAGGCCUGAAGAAGUCUGGAAUCAAACUUGGCAAAACCUAUCAGAUGACAUCUUGCACACAAAGCGGAAGACUCUUCCAAAGCCAGAUUUGCAGUUGACAGAUGACCAAUUAAAAAAUCUAGCAUUGGUUGAAAUUGAGAAGUUGCUUAUAGCUAAUUCCACCAGUUUAGUCAAUUUUCCUGGCAUGCCGUUACCAAACGAAACUGUCAUAUCUAAUUCAGAAAAUCUACUGAUAUUGGAAGAGAUGUCUUACAACAUAGAAGAAAUGAAAGAAGAGCACGCUAAGCUAUAUCCCUCUUUAACAGAUGAGCAAAGAAUGGGCAGGACUGCACACUCAAGAUUCGGUAUACCAUUGGACUGCCACGAAAACUCCACAUGCAACAAGAUAAACCCAGAUAACGAUUUAGCUGGACUACUUGAGAAAACAAAGCUUAUUAUUUGGGAUGAGGCACCAAUGACACAUAGAUACUGUUUUGAAGCGCUUGAUAGAAGCUUAAGGGAUAUUAUGAGAUCUUCCGAUAGAUCUGGAAAACCUUUUGGAGGUUUGGUGGUUGUUUUAGGAGGCGACUUUCGACAGAUACUUCCAGUUAUCCCUAAGGGAAGUCGGCAUGACAUCGUGCAUGCCUCUAUAAGUUCAUCUCAACUUUGGAAUUUGUGUCAAGUUCUCAAGUUAACUAAGAACAUGAGAUUACAUGCAAAUGCUUCUGGUUCGGAUGCAGAAGAAACCAAAGAAUUUGCAGAGUGGAUACUUAAAAUAGGUGAUGGUACAGCCGGACAUAGUCUUGGUGAUGGAGAAUCUGUUGUGGCAUUAUCAGAAGAUAUCCUUAUACGCGAUGCAACAACUCCUAUUGCAGCUAUAGUGGAAAACACAUAUAAUGACGUCAUGAAUAAUGCAAUUGAUCCAGAAAUGUUUAAGAAUAGAGCUAUCUUGGCCCCCACCAAUGAGAUGGUUGAUACGAUCAAUGAUUACGUCAUGUCUCUGAUGUCUACCAAGGAAAGGGUUUACCUAAGUUCAGACAGUAUUUGCAAAGAAGAUGGACAAGUGGACCUUGAUGAACAGACUGAUAGUAACUCAACUUGGGGAACGCGUAAUUGA
This is a messenger RNA of Salvia miltiorrhiza (redroot sage), 1926 nucleotides long. RefSeq lists its product as uncharacterized. Gene Ontology annotation, biological process: DNA repair; telomere maintenance. The coding region runs from base 1 to 1926 and encodes 641 amino acids. Gene Ontology annotation, molecular function: DNA helicase activity. The record is from RefSeq and is a predicted model, not a curated record. The transcript has 5 exons. Lineage: Eukaryota; Viridiplantae; Streptophyta; Magnoliopsida; Lamiales; Lamiaceae.